Talaromyces amestolkiae is the source of this 1692-nucleotide messenger RNA. RefSeq lists its product as uncharacterized. Gene Ontology annotation, molecular function: transmembrane transporter activity. The record is from RefSeq and is a predicted model, not a curated record. Bases 1 to 1692 code for a protein of 563 amino acids. The transcript has 2 exons. Lineage: Eukaryota; Fungi; Ascomycota; Eurotiomycetes; Eurotiales; Trichocomaceae. Gene Ontology annotation, biological process: amino acid transmembrane export from vacuole.
AUGUCGGACGUCGAAGACUCGCCUUCCCCUCAAUAUCCGGGGGACGAUACCCGGCCGACUAGUACACGAGAAAUUGCUGCUUGGUACAGCUAUGGAUGGGCCGCCGAAGUAUUCGUCGUGUGUGCGAUGGGAUCCUUCCUUCCCAUCACGCUGGAACAAAUGGCUCGUGACAAUGGACAUCUUGCAGAUGACAAGACCCAGCCAUGUCAGGCUAGCCACAUAAGCACCUUCUCCAGCGACCUUCUGCUGAGUCGGUCGAAUCAAUGUGUUGUUGAUCUGCUCGGACUCGAGAUCAAUACGGCAAGCUUUGCGAUGUAUACCUUCUCACUAAGCGUGUUAAUUCAAGCGCUGCUUAUUGUCACGAUGUCUGGUGCUGCGGAUCACGGCAGCUACAGAAAGUCGCUGCUGAUACUGUUCGCAUGCAUCGGAUCUGUCGCAACCAUGCUAUUUAUUGCAGUCCAGCCUCAGAUCUAUAUUCUUGCGGCAAUUCUGGCAAUCAUCGCGAACACAUGUUUUGGCUCAUCGUUUGUGCUUCUCAAUUCGUUCCUGCCACUCCUCGUUCGGCAUCAUCCGGCAAUGUUGCGCAAGGUCACCGCAGCACCAAGAGCAGAGAAUACGAAUGACGAACUCGAUGCUGCCACGCCUCCUGAUAUUAACACACCGCUGCUGCAAACCGUCCCAGAUGGAGCAAGUUCUGUGCAAGGCAGUCAUUCAGAUGACCCAGAGCAUUCAACUAUACGUCUCUCUACGCGAAUCUCUGCGAAUGGCAUGGGGAUAAGCUACGUCGGAGCUCUCUUGCUGCAAGUUAUGUGUAUCAUUGUUGUGCAAGUCACUCACCAGACUACAUUCUCAUUCCGUUUGGUUAUGUUUUUGAUUGGUCUUUGGUGGUUUGUCUUCACUAUACCUUCGAUGCUAUGGUUAAGACCACGGCCGGGCCCUCCGCUACCUACACCAAGCGAUGGAAAGACUACUCUCACCUGGCUUGGCUACAUGUCGUUUUCAUGGAAAUCUCUUGCCAGGACUAUUAUGCGAGCUCGACGUCUCAAGGAUGUUGCUUUAUUUCUUGCGGCUUGGUUUCUCCUCAGCGACGGAAUUGCGACGGUUAGCGGGACCGCCAUUCUCUUUGCCAAAACUGAACUUCAUAUGCAACCUGCAGCACUUGGCUUGAUCAGCGUUAUUGGAACACUCUCUGGAGUUGUGGGCGCAUUUGCCUGGGGUUUUCUCUCACGGCAUUUCAAUCUCCGUGCCCAGUAUCCGAUUAUUGCCAGUGUGCUUUUACUUGAAGUCAUCCCAUUAUAUGGAAUGCUAGGAUUUAUUCCUGCGAUACAGAGACUCGGGUUCCUUGGGUUACAACAGCCUUGGGAAGUAUAUCCCAUGGGAGCCAUCUACGGUCUUACAAUGGGCGGCUUGUCGGCGUACUGCCGAAGCCUGUUCGGCGAGCUCAUCCCUCCUGGAUACGAAACGGCAUUUUACGCUCUAUAUGCGAUUACUGACAAGGGCUCGAGCGUGUUUGGUCCUGCGAUUGUCGGCGCAAUCACCGAUCGGUAUGGUGAGAUCAGACCGUCCUUUGUCUUCCUGGCUAUUUUGAUAUUCCUCGCCGUCCCCUUAAUGCUUUGUUUGGAUGUGGAUCGCGGAAAACGAGAUGCAUUGGCUCUCGCAGAAGAGUUGGAUCAAGACCAACACGAGUCCUAG